AUCGGUCAAUUUGGUUUUCGCCCACCCUUAAUUAUAUAUAGUGCAAUAUUUUUGGAGUUCUAUUUGCCUCUCAUAUAUUACAAUCAAACAAAUCCCCCAACUUCUCUCAAAAAGCACCUCAUUUUCAACAAAAAUGGCAAUUCUAGAUCCAAGAUUGCACUGAUCACUGGCAUUACAGGCCAAGAUGGUUCAUGUCUCACUGAAUUCCUCCUUAGCAAAAACUACGAAGUCCAUGGCCUUAUUCGUACAUCUUCCAGUUUCAAUACUCAACGUAUCAAUCAUAUAUAUAUCGAUCCUCAUAACUCCAACAAAGCCCGAAUGAAAAGUUUCAUAAUGAAACUUCACUACUUUGAUCUCUCGGACGCUAGUUCUCUCCGUCGUUGGCUCGACAUUAUCCUUCCCGACGAGGUCUACGAUCUAGCUGCUCAAUCACAUGCCGCUGUUUCAUUUGAAAUCCCUGAUUAUACUGCUGAUGUCGUGGCUACUGGUGCUCUCCGUCUUUUAGAGCCAGUGAGGUCACAUAUCUCCGCUAUUGGAAGAUGUAAUGUGAAAUAUUACUAAGCUGGAUCAUCUGAGAUGUUUGGAUCUACGUCAACUCCACAAUCGGAAUACUACGCAGUUUCCAAAUGCGGUGCGCAUUGGUACACAGUGAAUUACCGCGAAGCGUAUGGGAUAUUUGAGUGUAACGGGAUUCUCUUUAACCACGAGUCACCUCGUAGAGGUGAGAAUUUUGUUACGAGGAAGAUAACUCGAGCAGUAGGAAGGAUACAAAGCAAGGUAUUUUUAGGGAAUUUACAAGCGUCCAGAGAUGCUGGGGACUACGUAGAAGCAAUGUGGAUGAUGCUGCAGCAAGAGAAACCAGAUGACUACGUUGUUGCAACGGAGGAUUCACAUACUGUUGAGGAGUUUUUAGAAGUGGCAUUCGGGUGCGUUGGAUUGAACUGGAAGGAACACGUGGAGAUCGAUAAAAGGUAUUUUAGGCCAUCGGAAGUUGAUAAUUUAAAAGGUGAUGCAAGUAAAGCGAAGAAAGUGUGAUGGAAACCAAAAGUGGGAUUUGAGCAAUUGCUGAAAAUGAUGGUGGAUGAAGAUGUAGAAUUGGCUAAAAGAGAGAAAGUACUUGUUGAUGCUGGAUAUAUUGAUGCCCAACAGCAGCCUUGAUUUCACGCGUUAUGCUUUUUGUUUUUUUAAAUCAAAUUUUCCCCAAAAAUUUUAGUGUAUCUAACUAUUUUUUUUUCUUUGACAAAAGAGGACAUUUUAGUUUGUGUUCUAGUGCGACUAUAGUUUAUAUUGAUUGUUUGGUUUUAUUGUAUUGUAUUUUUAAAUCUAUUGUUACGUGAGAAUGAGAAGUUCAAUUUUAUGUCCAAGAACUAUUUGU
Molecule: messenger RNA, 1375 nt
Organism: Capsicum annuum
Lineage: Eukaryota; Viridiplantae; Streptophyta; Magnoliopsida; Solanales; Solanaceae
Product: GDP-mannose 4,6 dehydratase 1
Biological process (GO): GDP-mannose metabolic process
Molecular function (GO): GDP-mannose 4,6-dehydratase activity
Source: RefSeq, a predicted model, not a curated record